Messenger RNA from Brassica rapa (field mustard), 954 nucleotides. RefSeq lists its product as uncharacterized. NCBI's taxonomy places the organism in Eukaryota, Viridiplantae, Streptophyta, Magnoliopsida, Brassicales, Brassicaceae. The record is from RefSeq and is a predicted model, not a curated record.
AAUCGGGAAAUAAAUAAAGGAAACUGUAAGCGCGUGUUCUCCACUAGAAACCUCCAAAGCGACGAGUGUAAAUCACGCUCUUUGAUGUGAGAGUGAAACUCACGAGGACUACUAAUCUAUUUCCUCCAAAUCAGAAGACUUUUCUCCAAAUCUUUCCCUUCUUCUUUUCUCUUUCAGCUUCAGACAAAUCCCAAAUCACGGAGAUUUCAAUUUCAGACAAGAGUACAAAGUCCCCUCUCAAGAAAAAAAAAAAUAACACACUCAGAUCUCCAGAUGGUGGAUUCUCCAAGAGCAUCGAGUUCAUCUUCUUCGUUACCCCCUCCAAGAUCGUACCUCAUCUUUAUGCGAAUCAUGAGCAAGAGAAGGACAUGGGUCUGUCUCUUCGUCGCCGUCUACGCCAUUCUCCUGUCUUCCUCAUGGAACUUCUUGAGAUCCGUGCUCACCUGGUACAAGCUCCAGUACACGUCGUCGCCGUCGCCGCCGUCUCGAAUACCGGCGGUUUACGCUUCCGUGGUGCUGGGAGCAGUGUUCGGGGCGAUGUCGAUGGUUGCGGCGGCGGCGGUGGCUGUUCCGGCGGUUAUGGUGAUAUGGAUAUCGGUGGUUGUGUUGCUCGCUUUCUUCAGGAAGUCGAGGAGAGACUUGGUUGUUGAGGCUCGGAAGAUUACGAGAGAGGUGUUUGGGUUUGUGUUUAAGGUUCUUUUGAAAGAGGGCAAUGCUGUUGCUGCGGUUUGUGCUGUUUUGGGUUAUUUUCUUCUUAUUAGAAAGGAUUUUGAUUCUGUUUAAGUGUUUAUUUAGAAGGUUUUUUUUCUUGGAAUCUGACGAUUUUUAUGAUGAAACUUUGGUUCCCAUUUUGUUUCUUGUUUAACCUUUUGUUAAUGAAGUAAUUAGCAAUGUAUAUGUACAUUUUGUGACCAUAUAACAGGAGAUGUUCAUGAAAUCAUUAUUUUCUUGAAA